This is a messenger RNA of Colletotrichum graminicola M1.001, 561 nucleotides long. RefSeq lists its product as uncharacterized. NCBI's taxonomy places the organism in Eukaryota, Fungi, Ascomycota, Sordariomycetes, Glomerellales, Glomerellaceae. Bases 1 to 561 code for a protein of 186 amino acids. Gene Ontology annotation, biological process: positive regulation of translational termination; positive regulation of translational elongation. The record is from RefSeq and is a predicted model, not a curated record. Gene Ontology annotation, molecular function: ribosome binding; translation elongation factor activity; RNA binding. The transcript is spliced from 2 exons.
AUGGGUUACUACGACGAAGAGGGCCCUGAUCGCUACGAGGUUGCUGAGAUGCGCUCCUCCGUCUCCCGCCGCUCCCCUUCUCCGGCCCCCGCCGCCGCCGGCGGUCCCCCCCUCCUCCCCAACACCGUCACCAUCCCCUGCCACCACAUCCGCCUCGGCGACUUCUUGAUGCUCCAGGGCCGCCCCUGCCAGGUCAUCAAGAUCUCCACCUCGGCUGCCACCGGCCAGUACCGCUACCUCGGUGUCGACCUCUUCACCAAGCAGCUCCACGAGGAGUCCUCCUUCAUCGCCAACCCCGCCCCCAGCGUCGUCGUCCAGACCAUGCUCGGCCCUAUCUUCAAGCAGUACCGCGUCCUCGAUGUCUCUGACGGCCAAGUCACCGCCAUGACCGAGACCGGUGACGUCAAGCAGGGCCUGCCCGUCAUUGACCAGUCCAACCUCUGGACCCGCCUCACCAAUGCCUUCGAGUCCGGCCGCGGCAGCGUUCGCGCCCUUGUCCUUCAAGACAGCGGCCGCGAGCUCGUCGUCGACGUCAAGGUCGUCCACGGCUCUCGUCUGUAA